Candidula unifasciata is the source of this 898-nucleotide messenger RNA. Lineage: Eukaryota; Metazoa; Mollusca; Gastropoda; Stylommatophora; Geomitridae. The record is from the annotation of a GenBank genome assembly.
CCGCCUGACUGAUUUUGUGGAGGAUGAAGCUGAACUAUCAGGAAGUGAGUACGACACUGAUGAGAAUGUUGAUGUUGCUGAAGAAGAUGAUAUUCUAGAGGAAGAAGCCGGCGAUCAGGACCUACUGGGUGUUUCGCAGGAGAAACUAAGGGAUGAAGUUGGUAGACUACACAUGAAACAACUUCGAGACGAUGAUGAUCGGGCUGUGCUGAGGUAUAAGGAGAUGUAUCUGCAGGAUGGGGAUCUGUAUUCAGAGGGGGCUGGUCGCAACCGGAACUUUCGAUGGAAAGAUGUUGAAUAUCAGUCGCAGCAAGAAACAUUUGCCUACAAUUCAGACGAGGGCCCAACUGAAGAGGAUGCAGAAGAUGCUAACUGGAGAAAGGAUCGUUUUGAAAGAGAACAGUUUCUGGAGAAAAAGGAUUGUGGUCCAGACACUGGUGUAUGUCAGCUGAUCAAAUUGGGGCAGUUUUUCCUCAAGAAACAAGUCGUCCCUGUAUGUCUGUGUUUUUCUAGUCAUGCCUGUAUGUCUGCAGUCAUCCCUGUCCAGAGAAAAGGCUCAUUCUUGUCCAGAGGAAAAGAAAGUCUCGGUAAACUAGCUGAAGUUGUUCAGACAACACAUGGUGGCCAUGCAGGCAGGAACUCCCGCAAUUUUCUCUUCCAGACUGUUGAUGGCCCCAAGGAUGAUGGUGACAAAACUGAUGAGGUUGGUCAUUGCUCUCUCUCUCUCUCUUUUCAGUUGCAGUCAAGAAUCCUUGGCAAACGCAAGGCUCAUACUGUGUGCAUAUCUGACACAUCCAAGAAAGCCAAACUGGCAAACACAUCUUCUAGUACAUCUAGGGAGAAGUCAGAGCAACCACAGCGCCACAGCAGCAUUUUUGAUUUAUUUUCAGAUGCAUAA